GAAACUUUUGGAUUUUUUGUUGGCGAUGCUUCGGGCGUUGAUGCUGUGAGGCGCAGGUGCCGGAUGGAGAGCUUUUCCAGCUUUCCUCCAGCCCUCCGCCCGAAGGCGGCAAACCUGGCCAAGUGGUUUCCAGAGGUUCUGGCGGUCCUUGGCGCCCCAGACUUGGAGGAGAGCUUUCAUCAGGGACAUUUGCAGGUGAGUGAAAGCUCUACUUCCAAAACUCUAGAGGUCAUACUUCCAAAGAAGGAGCAGCCUCGCAGUUCGGAGGGCGCUCAGCAAAGCCCCAUCGGCAUCCAUGAGCGUCUUGAUCGAUUGGAUAGACUCGCAGCAGACUUUGAGUCGCUGGCGCUUCAACUGCAGAUCCUCAAUACUCGAGUGAUGUGCAGUGAAAGCCAGUCCGAAGUGCAGUCCAGCUCUACAACUCUGGAUCAAGGAGGAAGGUGUUCGACCGUCGAGAGCCGUUUGGAUGCAGCGACCGAAGAGUUGCUGAAGCUCACCGACAUGCUGAAGGCCAGGGAUGUGCAGAGUGCAGGCAGCACAGGCAGCGCGGGCAGCGCAGGCAGUGGCAGUGCAGACACGCAGCAUGACGUGCGCGAUGCAAAGAUCGUGCCCUUGAAGCCGCUGAAAAUGGUGGAACAGGCACGAGAAGCAGUCAGGCCGAUGCUCAGCCCCCGCUCCGCUCGCGGUCGAGGGGGCCAGGCCCAGCAAGGUGGAGAACAACGAAACUUGGGAGUGGGCAGGACGAGAGCCAACAAGGCGGACUGGAAGGACAAACUGAAGAUCGAAGUCACCAAGGUACGAGAAAUGCCCGAAGGCGACCCGAAAUCGCCGAAAGGCAAAGGAGCUCCUGCGCAGGUCUGGGGUGGUUCGAAGUCUGGUGGCGCAAGCCCGCAACGUGCAUCUGGAUCCCCUUCCUCAAUGCAGGCCCGGAUUGAGCAGAAGCUGACCAUGAUGCUUGGGCAACCACCUUCACAUCGUCUUCCUGCUCGGCGCAAGACACUACCCGCUUCGGCGUUUGACCGCAGCAAAAUUGCGGAGAUGGCAGCAAAGAUGCCUGACCUGACUGAAUCGUGAUUCAAGAGCUUCUGUGGCAGCAUAAGAGAGACCUGUGUAGAAUGAGACGCAAUGAUAAUAAGAAGAACCAAGGUCCAAAGCAGGCACUGGCAUCGCUACUAGGAGCAAAGGACGCUACUAGGGCCUCCUGGCCUUAGUACUAGGAACUAGAAGCUACUAGCGGCUCCUGGCAUGCUACUAGGAGCAAGGACGCUACUAGGGGCUCUCUGUUCCCUGUUGACCGGCUAUGUGUAGGAGCGAGUUGCGCGGCACGCCCAGUGGCUACAUCGUAACUCGAGCACAGUGCUGUCCCGGC
Molecule: messenger RNA, 1369 nt
Organism: Durusdinium trenchii
Lineage: Eukaryota; Dinophyceae; Suessiales; Symbiodiniaceae
Source: the annotation of a GenBank genome assembly